CCAGCAUCCCUCGCGCUGUGGCUGACCACAACUCCCAGCAUCCUCGCGCAUAGUUGUUGACUACAACUCCCAGUACGGCCACGGGUGAACUCAACUACCAAAUCCCUGUUGCCAGUGGGCAAGCUCUGAGGCUCCUGGGUGACCACACAUCGCACGGUGAAUGGAGACAACGCUCAGCAUCCCUGGAACUGCUAUCCGUUGCAACUUCCGGGUCCCAAGGCGCCCCCCUAUAAUGGACAAACAACUCCUAGCGCCCUGUGCGACGCGCACUUAGCAUCUCCCAGCAGCCUGCGCGCGGCUGGCCACAGUUCCCGGCGCUCCUUGCGCGGCCCGACACCAAUGGCGGUUUGAGGGGUUCCGCCUAUGGCCUACGUCAGGCAGCCAGGACUCCCUGGAGAGGACGACAAAGAGCGUGUCCAGCUGGGGCUACCGGGUGGCCCAGAGCUUCGUCUUUGCUGUCGAGGAGAUCAACAGGAGCACCCGCCUGCUGCCCAACCUGACUCUGGGCUUCUCCAUCCGCAACUCCGGGGACUCCAUUCACAGGGCCCUGCAUGAGACCCUGUCCUUCCUCACUGGCCAGGAGGAUCCUGUCCCCAACUAUGUGUGCCAGUUUGGUCCACCCCGGGUUGCCUUGGUGGGGGACACACGCUCGGCUCUGUCUGUGGCCAUGGCCAGGCUGCUGGGGCUCUACAAGUUUCCCCAGGUCAGUUAUGCAUCCACACUGCCCAGCCUCAGUGACAAGACCCAGUUCCCAUCCUUCCUGCGCACCCUGGCCAGUGACCUCAAGUCCUCCUAUGCUGUAACCCAGCUGGUGCUGCACUUGGGAUGGUCCUGGGUCAUCAUCCUGGCCCAAGAUGAUGACUUUGGGCAGCAGGCUGGUGCUCUAGCUGCUAGAGAACUGGGAGAGGCAGACAUCUGCAUCGAAUUCCACGUCCCAGUCCCUUCCCAGCAUUCCCCUGAGAAGAUCAACGCUGUGGUUCAGAAGAUGCAGACCAGCACUGCCACGGGGGUCCUGGUCUUCCUGAGCAACUCCAAUUUCAAGCUUAUCCUGCAGAGCCUGCUGGGUUUCAGUCUCCUGGGCCAGGUCUGGGUCAGUGAGGGCCUCCUGCACACGGCACUUGCCCUGGCCAUGCCUGGCAUCUCUCAGGUACUGCGGGGCACAUUUGGCCUUCUGCGGCACAGUAGCCGGGUACAUGGAUUCCCUGAGUUUUUUGCCAGCUUACACCCAAAUCGGACCCCAGAGGACAUGUUCCUGGGGAGGUUUUGGGAGGCCACCUUUGGGUGCAGAUGGCUGCAUGCGAAUGGCACAGUGUCAGGAGAAGUACGGCUGUGCUCAGGUAGUGAGAGUCUGAGAGGGCAUGAACAUCCUUUCCAAGACGUGAGUAGAGUGGACAUUGCAUACACAGCCGUCUACAGUGUAGCCCAUGCCCUGCAGGACCUGGUGUCCUGUGAACAUGGGGAUGGCAUGUGCACAGACCCCAAGCACUUCCAGCCCUGGCAGCUCCUUCACCCCCUCAGGAAGGUGCGCUUCCAGACCCCUGAUGGGACCCACAUCAUGUUCGAUGCCAAUGGAGACUUGGUGACAACAUAUGAUGUUUUCCAAGGGCAACAGAGCCCCAAGGGCCAGUUCCACUUUGUCCGCAUUGGCACGAUGGACCCUCAUCGCUCUUCAGAGGACAGAAUUAUGAUUCGCUUGAAAGAUGGUGUGCAGUGGGGAGGAUGCCUGCCUACUCUUUGCUGGGUCAAGUCACCCUUGUGCUCCAAGCAACAGGGUCUCUGCUGUCGCCCUGCAAACUGUUACCAGGUGCCCAGCUCUGUCUGCAGCACCAGCUGUGAACCAGGAUCCAGUCAGAUCCCCCAGCAGGGAGCCCCCCACUGCUGCUUUGAGUGCCGGCCCUGCCCCGAGGGACAGUUUACAGAUCAGAGAGACAUGAAGAGCUGUCGCCAGUGUCCCAAGGAGCAGUACCCAAGCCAGGCCAGAGACCGCUGCCUUCCCAGGACAGAGACCUUCCUGGCCUUCGAUGAACCCCUGGGCCUUGCACUGACUUCGGUGGCGCUGGCGCUGGCCGGCCUGGCCUGCCUGGUCCUCGGGGUAUUCCUGAGGUUCCGGGACACACCUGUGGUCAGGGCCAACAACAGGGCCCUCAGCUACGUGCUCCUGGUGUCCUUGGCCCUCUGUGCCCUGAGUCCCUUGCUGUUCCUUGGCCGCCCCUCACCCACCACCUGCCUCCUCCGCCAGACCACCUUUGCUGUGGUGUUCACUGUGGCCGUGUCCUGUGUCCUCGCCAAGACCCUCACUGUGGUCCUAGCCUUCAGGGUCACUAGGCCGGGACAGAGAAUCCGCAUGUGCCUUGGGCCCAACACCUCCUCUUUUGUGGUACUGGGUGCCUUGGUGGUGCAGGUCGUCCUCUGUGGGAUCCGGCUGGGCACCUCCCCACCAUUCCCACACAGUGACACAGCCUCAGAGGCAGGCCGCCUUGUGCUCCUGUGCCAGGAGGGCUCUGGUGUCGCCUUCUCCUGUGUGCUGGGCUACCUGGGCCUCCUGGCUGUGGGCACCUUCUCUGUGGCCUUCCUGGCCCGGGGCCUGCCGGAUGCCUUCAACGAGACCAAGUUCCUCACCUUCAGCAUGCUGCUCUUCUGCAGCGUCUGGACGGCCUUCCUACCCCUGUACCACAGUGCACGGGGCAAGGCCACUGUCGCUGUGGAGGUCUUCUCCAUCUUGGCCUCCACUGCAGGACUGCUGGGUGGCAUCUUCCUCCCCAAGUGCUACCUCAUCCUGCUGAAGCCUGAGAGGAACACGCUGGCUGGGUUGAGGCUAGGUCACCAGGCUCAGAGUGCUCCAUUUUCUCGCAGAAACACGGAUACCCCCAGGCUCCCAGCACAGUACCCUUGAGCCAGUCCUUGAAGACAGCACCAAGACCCCAUGUCUGACUGAGCUCAUGGUUUCUGGGUGGAGUAAAGGAGAGCUGAGGAGCCUGUGAGGCUCCUAGAACAAGAUGCUGAGGAUGGUGAACGACAACCCUGGAUGUGUGUGUAGUCUCUGUCUGCUCUCUUUGUGCCGAACAUUUAUACAAGUAAAAACAGUAGAGAAGGGCAAAGAGGUACUAGUAACAGUGAUAAUGAUGACUUGAAGACAAACUUGUUGAGAAUGAGGAAAUUGAAGCCCUCCCCUGUUCUGUGGGGAUGGAUAAUGACAGGUCAAUUCUCAGAAGAUUAAACCCAGCCCUAACAUGUAACCAGCAGUUCUACUCUUAGAUACUCAAGAGAAAUAUGCAUCCAGUAGUACAAAUGAAUGUUCAGAGAAGCAUUAUUUGCAAGCCAAAAUGUGGAAACCAUUUAAAUGUCCAGCUCGUGAGUGGAUAAACAAAUGUGAGCUAUUCAUAAUGAAAUGAUAUUUGACAAGAAGGAGGAAUGCAGGGCUAAUGCUGGCAAAACAUAGAAAAACUUGAAAACAUUAUGUUGACUGAAGGAAGCCAGGAAAACAAUGAUACCACGUGGUAUAAGAUUUGCGAGCUAUGAAAUGUCCCAGGACAGGCAAAUCCAGGGAUCAGAAUGUAGGGUAGUGGUUUCCUGGCAUUGUGGGAGGGAGAUUAAAUGUGGGCGUGGUAACUAAGGGUGCAGCAUUUGAUUGCAGGCUAGUGAAUUUCUAAAAUUGAGUUUGGUGAUUGUAGCCCAAUUGGGUGUGGGUAGUAAUAAAAAAUAUUAAAUUGCACACUUUAAAUGGA
Heterocephalus glaber (naked mole-rat) is the source of this 3725-nucleotide messenger RNA. Its product is annotated as extracellular calcium-sensing receptor. Gene Ontology annotation, cellular component: plasma membrane. The record is from RefSeq and is a predicted model, not a curated record. Gene Ontology annotation, molecular function: G protein-coupled receptor activity. Gene Ontology annotation, biological process: G protein-coupled receptor signaling pathway. Lineage: Eukaryota; Metazoa; Chordata; Mammalia; Rodentia; Bathyergidae.